Hemicordylus capensis (graceful crag lizard) is the source of this 4025-nucleotide messenger RNA. RefSeq names its product haloacid dehalogenase like hydrolase domain containing 5 (gene HDHD5). The transcript is spliced from 8 exons. The record is from RefSeq and is a predicted model, not a curated record. Bases 50 to 1375 code for a protein of 441 amino acids. Gene Ontology annotation, cellular component: mitochondrion. Gene Ontology annotation, biological process: glycerophospholipid biosynthetic process. NCBI's taxonomy places the organism in Eukaryota, Metazoa, Chordata, Lepidosauria, Squamata, Cordylidae.
GAGGGGCGGGCACAGGACUGUCCCCUGAACCGCAAAAGCAGGCAGGCGGAUGGCCCUGAGGAGCAGCGGCUUGUUCCAUGUGAGCAGAGCUGCUCUCCGGGGAUGGCUGCCCGCAGGCUCGGCGCAAAGAGGUAGCUGCAGCAGCAGCAGCGCUGGCAGAAGUAGCAGCCACCGCAGCCGCCCCGCAGUGGGUCAGAAGACUGCUCCCUCUUUUGGAUUCCUCUUUGACAUCGAUGGCGUUCUUUUACGGGGCCAGCAAGUCAUUCCCGCUGCCAAGAAGGCCUUCCAGAAACUAACUGAUUCAAAGGGCCGGUUCCAUGUCCCAGUUGCAUUUGUAACCAAUGCUGGGAACUGCUCUCGAGACAACAAGGCUGAGGAGCUGUCCGGUGCUUUGGGAUUUAAGGUUUCUCCGGAAUGGGUGAUCCUCUCCCACAGCCCUCUGCGUCUUUUCCAUGAGUUCCAUGACAAAUGUGUGCUGGUAUGUGGGCAGGGUCCAGUGGAGGAGAAUGCCAGGAAUUUAGGGUUCCAGUACAUUGUCACCAUUGAAGAUGUAAGGAAGGCAUUCCCUUUGCUGGAUAUGGUAGAUCAAAGCCGGAGGCCGAAAGAUCUGCCUCCUCCAACUAUUGACUUCCCCAUCAUAGAAGGGAUAAUUCUCUUUGGGGAGCCAGUCCGGUGGGAGACCUGCCUGCAGCUGAUUAUUGAUGUACUUUUAAGCAAUGGGAAUCUAGGUGUAGAGCUGUCUACUGUGCCAUAUCCACAUCUCCCAAUCGUGGCCUGCAACAUGGAUCUCUUGUGGAUGGCAGAGGCCCAUAUGCCAAGAUUUGGCCAUGGCACUUUUCUUGUCUGCUUGGAGAACAUCUAUAAGAAAAUGACCGGCAAAGAUCUGAAGUACGAGGCUCUGAUUGGUAAGCCAAGCACAGUCACCUAUCGCUAUGCUGAACAUGUGAUACGACAGCAGAUGGAGAAACGUGGCUGGAAGUCCCCUCUGCGCCAGCUGUACGCUAUUGGGGACAACCCAAUGGCUGACAUCUAUGGUGCAAACCUCUACAACCGUUACCUCCAAGCUCAGACUGAAGUAAACAUAACUGCUAUGGCAGCAGAUCCUCAGAGUGAGGAACCUCUUGAGGUGCAGAAAGAUGGCAACGUUCCUAUCAGCUCUGCGGAGAGUUGUCUGUCUAUACUAGUCUGCACAGGGGUCUACAAUCACCAAGAAGACAUGCCUGUUGAUCAGAAUGAGACCCUGAUGGAGACUGUAUUCCAUGGCCACCGGGACUUCCAUUUUGACCCAAGCUUGGUGGAGGCUUCGCAUGUGGUGUGUGACGUGAACGAUGCUGUGGAACUCGUCCUUCAGAAAGAGAACUGGAAACGGGAGUGAUUUGUCCAUUGUUGCCAGCAUCUGAUAUGGGGAUGGAAGGGAAAAGGCAGAUUUGAGGCCUUUCUCAUUUAACCCAUGCCAAAGUAAAGAGAGAUUCUCCACAUGGGGGAUCGUAAAAAACAACUCAUACUCUAAUUUUUGUCAAGAGGGGGCUUGGUAAGGCUCUAGUCCUCCUUGGGUUAAAAUCCUGGCAACAGCUACCAGGUUAAAGCACCACUUUUUUGCUAGUAUGGGCUUGGCUGCAGAGGGAUGGAGUUGCCUAGCUGAAAGAGUCACUCCACUGCCCCACUGAUUACAAGUUUGUGAGAUUUUAAUAUUCUUCCCUUUGCUCAAAAUGCAGCCAACCAUCCUGUGAUCUAAAUUUGCAGGUGAAAAGGACUUCUUGCCAAGGUCAGUGUGAGACUUUGGUGCUAUAUUUUUGCAUCCUGCUUAAGUUCUGUAAAGUGUGUCUAAGCCUUUUCUCACGAUCCCGUGAAAGAGACUGAGAGAUGGCGGCAGGGAAGGCUGCAGGAGCUUACCUUGCCUGCAGACUAUUCUGCCGCUGCCUCUGGGUGUGCGGAUGCCCAGAUGUUCUGCUGCUGCCUCUGGCAAUGUGGAGGUGCUGAGGCCGGGAGUGUCAUCCCAGCCCCCAGAAAUCCCACAGUGCACCAGGCGAGCGUGUGGUGCACUGUGGAGAUCCCCCCGGCACUGGCCAGGAGCCCCACAGUGUCUCAGCGCCAGCUGCAAGCAGGGUGUGAGUGCGCCUGUAACCAUGGCUAACUGGAGGGCUUCUUUGGUGGGUUUUCCACUGAGGCACCACCGGCAUUCUCAUGAAUCCUGGCAGUUCUUAAAUGCAGCCUAACUUGGGCUGGGCAUCCCUAGCCCAGGUUAGACUGAGCAUGAGAACAGCCUCUUUUUGUUUUAUCAGGACCAUCAUAAGGGUCACUUCAUUUUUUAGCUCUCACUUCUCUUCUACAGGGUGCUUGAAGUGCACAGAUGUUAAAUCUGUGUCUUAAUUGACUUUAUGGCAAUGGAGCCAUGUACAGAACCUCUUGCUAGAGCAGGAAUACUGACUGCUUCAUGUGAUGUAAAGUGGAAGUAGGAUAGCUGGUAGGUACUAUCUUCUAGUGAAGAACAGCACCUUCAUGGUAAAAUGGAGGAUAGCACCUUCACCUCCAUGGUAGGAAUUCAAGGAACUCAGGUAGGCAGGAUAACUAAAUCUCACUUUCAUGGCAUCACAACCUCUUCAUCCUACCCUUUCCAAAAUACUUAUUCUGGCUUGUCACCAAAAUGGGCAAUAACAUUCUUUCUCUUCCAUAGGAGGCCUUGUGGCUUUAGAUUUCUGAGGUGUGUGUAUGUAGGAAAUGAUCCAUGACCUGCACCGAGAUUAGCUCAGGGGUCAUUGAUCUGUGGGUUUUGGAGUUGAAGAUCUGCUGUCUGAGCAUCAUCUGAAAACAAAAACCCUUCACCAUUAAUUUGUAGCAGCUGCCCUUUUAAAGCGGGGGUGGUGGGGAGUUUUUCCAAAUUGUAGAACAAAUGGAUUUAUUUGGCAUGAAGUGCUAAGGGAAAACUUGUAAUUUUUGUGUUCUUUGCACCUAUUCUGCUUUUCCUCCCCCAAAUGGUGACAUGAAUUCUCUUUCCAAACAAAUAUUUCCUCUUAAAAGACUGGCUGAUGGCCAAGCCUAUGAUACUUCCAUGGAGUGUUCUACCACCUUGUUGGGAUCCAGGGCUGUGGCUGUUUGUUUAUUUGAUCACUGUUCCUAGUCUUGCCUGUUAUUUGUUAGGAACAUAGGAAACUGCCUUAUCCCGAGUCAGACCACUGGUCCAUCAAGCUCAGUAUUGUCUACCCAGACUGGCAGCGGCUUCUCCAAGUUUGCAGGCAAGAGUCUCUCUCAGCCCUAUCUUGGAGAAGCCAGGGAGGGAACUUGGAACCUUCUGCAUGCAAGCAUGCAGGUGCUCUUCCCAUAGCGGCUCCAUUGCUUAAAGGGAAUAUCUUCCAGUGCUCACACAUGUCUCCCAUUCAAAUGCAAACCAGUGUGGACCCUGCUUAGCAAAUGCAUCCUUGCUACAAGACCAGUUCUCCUUUUGUGUUUGUGUUCCCCAUAGCAAUCAUUGGCCUGAAUCUGAAGAGAUCUGGCUUGCUUGCACACCACUGUAGAGAUUUAGUAGGAAGGCUGCUACUGAAGCCAGGCAAAGAAUACUUAGUGUACAUGGUUUAGCAGGGGAUGCUGGUGCAGAAAUCCGCUUCUGUGCGUGUAUCACCCUCUCUGAAGUGAGGCAGCCAAUUUUAGAAGCUGUGCUAUGUAUGUGUCUGAUCCUAUUUGUGUGCCAAACCGACUUUUGGAUAAGAUACUUUUCUGAAACUUCAACCAGAUGCAGAAGUGUUAUGUUUGGCACCCGUGUGGUUGGUGAUGUACUGUAAUUUAAUUGGCUAACUGUGAGAGAAUCCUGUCCCCCCAUUAAUGUAUAAGCAGGAACAGCUCCUAGAUUCCCUUUAUCCCUAGAGAAGAUUACUACAUUGUAACAUGAGCAAUAUCCUUAUUUUCUUAUACUGAUGUAAUUAAUCUGAAAAGUUUGUGUGUAUUUUAAAUACAGUUUGACUACAUUUUAAAUACCCUCUUUUGUAAUAACGGAACUGGUGGGCUUCAACACUGAUCCUCUUGAUACUCUG